AUGGCGUCAACGACGGCGACAGCCAUCCAGAGUAGUCGACCACUUCCCAAAGACUUUUCCGCGCAGCAGCCAGAAACGAUUCGCCUCUAUCCGCUAAGUAACUAUACUUUCGGCACCAAAGAGACACAGCCCGAAGAGGACCCCUCUGUAGUCGCUCGACUCAAGCGAUUAGAAGAGCACUAUGACCUUCAUGGGAUGCGCCGAACUUGCGAGGGUGUCCUUGUCUGCCACGAACACAACCACCCUCAUGUGCUGAUGCUACAAAUCGCAAAUGCAUUUUUCAAGCUGCCCGGAGAUUACCUACCGUUUGACGAGGAUGAGAUUGAAGGCUUCAAGAAGCGCUUGAAUGAGCGUCUGGCUCCUGUGGGAUCCCAAUUCUCGGGAGAAGGUGUGAACGAGGACUGGGAGAUUGGCGACACAUUGGCCCAGUGGUGGCGCCCCAAUUUCGAAACGUUCAUGUAUCCAUUCCUACCGGGUCAUGUCACGAGACCCAAGGAGUGCAAGAAGCUAUACUUUAUCACGUUGCCGAAGAAGAGUCAGUUUCAGAGCUUCCGUCCCCCGCACGCUGCCCGUAUCCCGCGCAUGCCAUUCAGCUCAAGUGGUCUCUGGAAGGUUCUUUCCGUGCCAAAGAACAUGAAGUUGCUGGCAGUUCCCCUGUUUGAACUCUAUGACAAUACCGCCCGCUACGGUCCCCAGCUCUCGGCCAUUCCACACUUGCUAUCCCGAUACAACUUUGAAUUUGUGGACGAGAACGACAAUGUCGUGGCCGUGACCCCGGGCACACCUUUGCCUGCCGACCAGAUUCCACGCACCAAGGUUCUUGCGGGGGGUGAUGACGGACAGGACACCGGCAUGACGGAUGUUGGUGAGGGCGAGAACGGAAAUGGAGGGCAGUAA
Messenger RNA from Penicillium diatomitis, 897 nucleotides. RefSeq names its product cleavage and polyadenylation specificity factor subunit 5. Gene Ontology annotation, cellular component: mRNA cleavage factor complex. The record is from RefSeq and is a predicted model, not a curated record. Bases 1 to 897 code for a protein of 298 amino acids. NCBI's taxonomy places the organism in Eukaryota, Fungi, Ascomycota, Eurotiomycetes, Eurotiales, Aspergillaceae. Gene Ontology annotation, molecular function: mRNA binding. The transcript has 4 exons.